Molecule: messenger RNA, 1766 nt
Organism: Sinocyclocheilus rhinocerous
Lineage: Eukaryota; Metazoa; Chordata; Actinopteri; Cypriniformes; Cyprinidae
Product: probable phosphatase phospho1
Exons: 3
Coding region: 515-1366 (283 amino acids)
Molecular function (GO): phosphatase activity
Source: RefSeq, a predicted model, not a curated record
UAAAUGAAUAGUGUUCUUUAGCGUUUUUUUUGUAAAAGCUCUGAGUCGGAUUCCAUAGCUGUUAAUGAUAUGUAGAGUAGCGCAUCGCUGAGGUUCUCAGUGGGUUUGGAUCCAGUGAUGGAUGAGAGGCGGGACCCGUCCGAUGCGCGUCACUGUGGUUCCGUGAAGCAGGAUCGGACCAUAAAUCUCCAGCACUUUUGAGAAGCCGGGCAGACGCAGAAAGCAGCGAUCGGUAGUGAUGAACAUCUAAACUGGACGUCCGGCUCAAGUCGGCUAUAUCGUUUAACAGUAGGCUACAUUUUGUGGACGUUCACUGCCAACGAGACCGUUCUACCUUGAUGGAAACAUUUCUGAGUGAGUAUAGGCUAUAGUUUGGUAAAUGUAAAUUUCUCUGUAUUCUUAUGUUAUAGGUUAACACUGCGCAGCGGCGAGUUUAAGGUGAAAAGAGUGGCGGAGCAAAAAGAGCAGAAGUCAGAGAAGAAAAAGACAUCUGUGCUGUUCUUCCCUCCUAUCCAUGAUGCGGGACUCUGUCUUCAACUGCUGCGUUUCCCCACCCCAUCCUCCUAGAGCAGUGGAGGAGCACCAACAACACAGAAGCAGAGCUCAAGCUCCGCCAACUAACGACAGGCGCUUCCUUAUAUUCUUUGACUUUGAUGAGACCCUGGUGGACGAGUGCAGCGACGACUCUAUGGUUACUGUGGCGCCUGGUGGAGUCCUGCCUGGCUGGUUGAAGGACACCUACCGUUCCGGCCACUACAAUGAGUACAUGCAGCGUGUGCUGGCCUACCUCGCCGAAAAGGGCGUCACACCGGCAGCUAUUCGAGGCACAGUGGAGAAACUCCCUCCCUGCCCAGGCAUCCCCACUUUGAUGCAUUUCCUACUCUCCCAGCCAUCAAGGGACUUUGAAGUCGUUUGUGUGUCAGACGCUAAUACCGUCUUCAUUGAGACGUGGCUGCAGCACCUUGGCUUCCGCCCACUCUUUCUGCGCAUUUUCACCAACCCAGCUCACUUUGAUGAUAAUGGGCAGCUGCAGCUUCGCCCUUUCCACUCCCAUGAGUGCUUGCGAUGCCCGGCGAACAUGUGCAAGGCAGUGGUGGUGAGGCAGUACGUGGCCCAGCGCGUGCGAGAGAGGAGUGGACGACCGUACCAGAAGGUUUUGUACGUGGGCGAUGGGGCCAAUGACUUUUGCCCGUCACUCACACUGUCACCGGGUGAUAUAGCAUUCCCUCGCCGGGACUUUCCAAUGCACAAACUGAUCCAAGAGAUGGAGGAAGCCAAACCUGGAGAGUUCAAGGCCAGUGUGGUGCCCUGGAACAGUGGAGAGGAUGUCAUCAACACCCUGAGGAAGAUAUUAGAGAGGCCCUAAAUAUAUACAUAUACCUAAAUGAGGCCCUAAAAAUGUAUAGAGCUUUCUUGAGUACAUUCCAAACUCUUUUGGUUUUGCCAUUUAUGUAUCAACUUGGUUCUGUUGGCUGAAACUGCCAGGCUGUUAAGGGUCUUUUAUUAAGAUGUGUUGUUGGUGCAGUUCAAAUGAACCCGCUAUAAACUUACAUUCAAAUACACAGACACAUCCAUACGACAAUUAAUACAUAUUGUGUAUGUGUUAGUGUGUAUGAUUGAGAAUCUUAGACUUUUUUAAAUCUGAUUGCAUUAACACUAACACUGGCCAGUAUAGUCUAUCCCUAAAUGCAUUAUUAUUGUCAUUAUUAUUAUUAUUUUUAUUAUUAUCAUGAUUAGGACCAAUUUCUGUAUUGUACAGUCAUUCA